GGGGAUAGAAGUGGAGAGAAGGAGAGGGGAUAGAAGUGGAGAGAAGGAGGGGGGGAUAGAAGAGAGAAAUGGAGAGAGAAGGACAAAAGGAGAGGGGGCCUGGGUGAGUUUCCAAGCCCAGGACGGUGAACCCUGAUCGGGGGGUUAGACCAGGCCUCUGGAGUUCCUUUGGAGAGAUGAGGACCUCUGAGAAGACAGUGUUUAGACACAGGUGAAAAUGAAAUGAAUCCUGACUCUAAUGGAUCCUGUGAUUACAACAUGGAUUGACCUUUUCUUCUUCUGAUCUGAAGGAAUAUUUUAGUUUUUUAUGUGGACGUUUUUCUGUGUGGAAAUGUGUCUAUUUUUUCUGCAUGAAUUUGGAGUUUCAAAUCUUUCUGGUGUGGAUUUUAAGGAGGCUGUUCAGUUGACUCUGGAUCUGAAACUGCCUCCACUCAUCUGAAGGGAUUUAAACAAUAACUAUUUUGGCCUUGGAUUUUUUUCACGUUGUGUAUUUUUCCAAUAUGUUUUUUUCCCGUGCAGUAGUUGAGACUGCUUUGUAACCUUGGUAACCAAGCGGUAACCAGGCGUCAACUGAGCGGUAACCAUGGCAGCAGCCUAUCGAGUGGUAGUGAGCAGUGUUAGUUGCUACAGCAGCGUGGUGGUGGACCGUCGGGCUCAGAGUCACGCGGUGCACUACUGCUCCGGGUCAUGUGGGGCGCUGUCCCAGGGACUGGACUGUACUGUUGCCCAUCGCAGCACCUGCUCCGAGCUGCUGACCACCCCCUCACACACAUUCACACACAACCUGACCAGAAACGCUAACUCUCCUCACCAAAUCCCCAACAGCUCUAAACUUAGUAUGACCGGCUGUAAUGGGGGUAGUGGUGUUCCUAAUGAUCCUAACAGUGUGUAUGGUGUGGUGGGGGAGGACAGUCCUCCAUGGCGAGGUAAGAAGGCCAACACUACCACCGCUACUACCAGCUCUGGUCCUGACCGGCUUCUCCAGAGCUCUGCCAGUCUGAAGGACAUCACAGGAGAAGCCAUCAACCUGGCCAGUGGCAAACUCAAAGAGUUCUCCUUCGAGAAGCUCCGCCUCUCCACCAGUCACGUGACCUUCAGGAAAGGUCGCAAGGUCAGGCCGGACUCGUACAGCCGUCGGUCAACGGACCUCGACAUUGUCUACGGACACUUCACCGGGAACGUCGGAGGAACGGGGAAUGGGACUAUUACCGGAAAUGGAAACGCCAAUGAUGAGAACCUGCCUCCUUUCAGCGACACCACCAAGGUGCUCCAAGGCCUAUCGCCUGCUAGCAUCACCGCCGGGGGCGGGUCUCUAUCCACAACCAGCCUAUCCAGUGUCUCCAGGGCUGGGGGCGGGUCCACCAGUAGCCUAUCCAGCGCCUGCUCUGGUUCCUUGGAGGCGGGGUUAAACACAGUGGCGUCUCUCUACCUCAGCUCAUUAGCCGACGAGUCCCUCAUCGCCCGGUUACUGGAGAAGACCCGUGCAGGGGAGGAGGGAGGAGUGGGAGGAGCCGGGGGGGAAGACAUACGGGCCUGUCUGGACAUUCUGGUCAAGUGUUCAGAGGACUUGAAGAAAUGUACUGACAUCAUCAAGCAGUGUAUCAGUCGGAAGAGUCCAGGGGGAGGAGAAGAUGGGGGAGCCAGUCCAGAGAGCAUCUACAGAGCUGUGAUGACCAGACUGAGCUCCUAUCUGAGGAAACUGCCUCUAGAGCUGGAGGGGGCUGGGUUAGGGUUAGGGUCAGGGGCUGGAGGUCAAGGGUCAGGGAUUGGAGGUCAUAGCGAGUUGGCCGAGCUGGUUAGUAGUCUCCAUAUGCUGCAGCAAGCUGCUGUCCCCUUCUCACCCAUAUUUGGGAAUGAUCAACCGCCACGGUAUGAGGACGUUGUUCAGAACCCUCCUUUACCCAAGAGCAGGGAUAUACUGCCACCUUCGUCACUCGCUCCAGACUCUUCUCUCUCUUUGUCCACUACGCCUGAGACAGCAGGGAGACAUAAGGUUCAGACCAACGGGCUGCAGCACACACACACUCUGUCACACACACACUCUCCUUCACCGCACACACACACGUUGUUUGUUUCUACCCCUCCAUCCCAGGCACACACACCUUCAUCGCAAACGCACACUCCGUCAGCGCGCACACACACUCCGUCCAUCUCCCCCAUGGAGGCUCUCUUCAUUGAGGAGGAUGCAGACCUGGGAAGGGGGCUGAACAGGGCUUCCAGACACACACACUCACACACCCCGACCAGAAGCCUCACACACACUCACAGUCGGAACGGGACAGCUUUUAGUCCACACACACCCCCCAGCUCCGCGCAUACACACCUCAGCCCCAAUCUGUCACACGUACACGUUACACACACACUCCAGUCUGCCGGUGAAGACCUCACCUGCCCCCCAACCUCCGAACACACCCCUCCUGUCACUCAUAGAGACGACGACAUCGACAGGCUUCUGAUGGACUUGGAGUGUCUGUCGCAGAGCAUGGGUCGGGAGAGAGACCGAGUCAGAGAGGGAGAGAGAGAAAGAGAGGCGGAGCCCCCUCUCCCCAUUAAGACCAGACAGAGGGGGACAGGACAGGGGAACACCUCCCCACAAACCCAACCCUGUCUCCAGACACAAACCCAAAUCAACCCCCAGGCUCAAAGGCCUGUUCCUGUUAGCCACCUAACCGCUAACGCCCAGGCCACCAGGUCGACCCCCAGCUCGCCUGCUCCUCUCCGCCAGGCAGAGGGCAGCAUGGUGGGGCUGGGAGAUGAGGAGGACGGGGCCCUGCUGCUGAGGAUCCUGGAGAGCAUUGAGAGCUUUGCCCAGGAACUGGUGGACUCUGGGGGUAGUCCUGGGAACACUGGGAAGACUGGGACUCAGAGCAAAGAGAAGGAGGUGAUGAGACUCCUACAGGACACUCUGGCUACUGCAGCCAAGACUGACACUCUGACGCAGGCCAAAAUACCUGGAUCUCCACCCGCUGGGCAAGGUGACUAUGGACCUGUACAUGUGUCUGCCUCCACACCAACACCUGCACCCAGACCUACAGAUGGACCUGUUCCUACGGCCCUACGUGUCUCUACAGCUCCAACACCUAUCCCUGCCCCUAUCCCCACAACCCUAGCAGAGUCUGUCUCUACAGCUCCCACACCUGUCCCUGUCCUUGUCCCUGUCCCUGUCCCCACAACCCUAGCAGAGUCU
Molecule: messenger RNA, 3187 nt
Organism: Oncorhynchus kisutch (coho salmon)
Lineage: Eukaryota; Metazoa; Chordata; Actinopteri; Salmoniformes; Salmonidae
Product: serine/threonine-protein phosphatase 2A regulatory subunit B'' subunit alpha
Source: RefSeq, a predicted model, not a curated record